Haliotis rufescens (red abalone) is the source of this 3814-nucleotide messenger RNA. RefSeq lists its product as uncharacterized. The record is from RefSeq and is a predicted model, not a curated record. Lineage: Eukaryota; Metazoa; Mollusca; Gastropoda; Lepetellida; Haliotidae. The coding region runs from base 179 to 2287 and encodes 702 amino acids. The transcript is spliced from 8 exons.
UUAUAGUUUAGGUAUUCCCAUAACAUCUAACAUCCUGCUCCGCACUGCGACUGUUUUCCGUCCACCAUGUCCUUCAGAGAUCCUCGAUUUUAAACACGGAGACAUGGAAAUUGUUGCCACAAUUCUUUGCUGUUGAGGGAUCACUACAACUGUUCUGAGGCCAUUACAUCCAGCAAUCAUGUCAGAUGAAAGCCACGUGCAGGAGAAAGCCUCAAAAGUUCUUGGAGAUGACCCCUUGAAGUCUCAAAUCAAGGUGGACAGGAAAGAGUUUGCAAAGCUCUUGCACCAGGUGCUGGCGUACAAGAACCUGGCCAUGUGCAUACAGAGUAUUGCUGGGGAGAACAAGAAGCUCAAGCAGCGAAACGAGGACUUGGAAAGGACAAUUCUUAAGUCAAACAGGAAGUUCAGCCAGAUGGUGAUUCAGGACAACCAGGGGUCAAGGUCAAGUCAGGUCAAACUUCAGGAAAAUAGGUCAAGGUCUUUGCCUUCUCAUUUCAACUUUGAUGAUGAUUUCAACCUGAUGCCAUCUGUUGUUGCACAAAGUCAGAGCUUUUCAUCUCUUCAACAUCAGCGAAAUCCAGACAUCAAUGCACCAAAAAUUAGUUUGGAUAAAAGUGUUUCUUCAAGUCAGAAUCCUUCUUCUCUGUUUGUUUCCAACCUUGGUGCAAGUGUCCUCGCCGAUAGUGCCCCAACAUGGUAUUCCACUGACAGAGCUAAGCUGAAAGAAAGAGGAAUUGUUCACGGUGCUGAUUCUGAAGCAGAUCAGGAAAAAACAGAUCCAUGUAAGGAUGAAGAAACCGGGUAUUCCCUGAAAGUUGAUGGUGACUGCAGGAGCCUGAAUGUAGCCCCUCAGUUUGUGCUGCCUACUCACUUCAAACCAACCUCUCCCGUGUCGCCAUCUCUAACGCCACCGAGCCUGUCCCUCAGCUCCGAUGAACAGGAUCCUGUUGUGGGGGCGGACCAGCCCCCCCUGGAGGAGGUUCAUGUGGCAUGUCCUGGUGUGUCCAGACAGUACUUUGAUGUUGUGGUCAAGGAACUGGCCAAGUCCAAGCAGCUCAUCAAACAACUUAUAGCCAAGAGUCGUGAAAAUCCAAACGAUGUCAUGGACACAAUCUCCAUGAAGCAGAUGGCCCACUCUCUGGCUGUGGAGAACCAGCGACUGAAGGAGUCCAACUUGUACUUCCGCAACCUGCUCGUCAGAGAGGCGACAAGUGAGGAUGUCCAUGCCCCCGCCAAUGCUGAGAUUCUCAACUUUCAUGAUAAGGUUCAGAAGCUGGAGCGCCAGCUGACCUUGAAGAAUACUGCUCUGGAACAACUUAACAAGCAGUGUGAGAUAUGGAAGCGGUAUGGUCAGAAGGCGAUGGCCGCACAGUACACAGCCAAGAAGGAUGAGCGGCCCUUGCCAACUCCAACAACUGACAACUUUAGUCAAACAGAGAUGGUACAUGUGGAAUCUCGUGUGAGUCAGACUGAGGGACAAGAUGUCAGCCGACAGUCACAAGCAGAGGAAGAGGCGGCGGCCAUGUUGACUGAGUCUCAACUUACUGUUCAGAAGUUAGAGCGGCUAGUCGGAGACGUGACGAUGGAGAACAUGCAAGAGAAGGAAAAGAUGGAGAUGCUCACAGCUCAUUAUAUGAACCUGGAGCAGAGCUACAAGCAGGUUCUGGAGAACAUGGCCGAACUGGAACGGAACCAGGAUGCAGCAGAGACUCGCGGACGCAUCAAGGCUCUGGAGCGGGACAUUGAGGACAAGGCCAGGACAUUAAAGGACAACACGGAGGAGAUGAAAUUUCUCCGAUACCAGAUCCAGAGUGCUCAGAGCGACAUGGGAACCUUGAGCCAGCAGAAGACCAGGGCGGAGGCCAUGCUCAAGUCCCAGCAGGAGCGGGCCAGCCAGAAGGAGACCCAGCUGUUCACCCAGUGCAGCAGACUACAGCAGCAGGUAUACGGGCUCCUAACUGAAAAUGAGAAACUGACGAUGAGACUCUCUGCUCAAACAAACGUUGCCCGGGUGCAGCCGGUGAUGCAGCAGAUAUCACAGGAGCCGACAUCCAUGCCUGUCAUGUCGUACAAAGCUGGUGCGUUUCCAUGGCAACGUGGUCCGAAGGAUGUGAGUUUGUUGACAAAUAGUGAAGUGGCGUCCUCCGAUCUUAACUACAGCGAUCCAUGUUUGCUAAAAAGACAACUUUCGUCCGAGGAAGAGAAAUACCUGUGCCAUCAUUGUUUGAGGACUGAUUUCAAGGACGAGAAGAGUUUCAACCAACAUAUGCAAAGAUGUGGUGAUUAGUGCUUUCUCGCCGCCAUUACUUCAUGGGUUUGUAUACACUGCAUUCCUCAAAGAACGACCACAACAGACACCGAGCCGCAGUGCUGUAGCUACUAUUAACCAAUGAAUCUAGCCAUGGUUUGGUCUCGGCAAUGGGAAAACCAGCCAGGUCACACUAAUAGCUACAUUCCCUGUGCAUCAUCUGCUAGAGUGGACAUCUGCUCUCAUCCUUCCUUAAAUACAGGGCAGGCAGGCAUCUGUAGGGUUUACUAAAAAAGUCAAGCACAGCUCAUCUGUGAGUUCUGCUCACCCUCAUUCAAUUACUUGACUGAAAAAAGAAGUGAGUCACUGCUAUGUCGUCAUUAAUAUAGAGCAUUUUAGGUCAUUCGGUUUGUUUGAACUUUACAUGAAAUUCUUGUAGCAGUACAACGACAAAACACUUCUGAAAUAUGUCUGAUUUGAAAUGAAAGGUCUCUCUGUGUUAAUAUUUCAAAUCUGAAAAGUAUUGCAAACUUGUUCAUAAGAGGUACAUGUAAAUAGCUUAUAUUUUAGUUUCGUUUCAAAAACAUGUUUUUCUCAUCCUUUUGAACCUGAACUCGAAAUCAAGGUGCUUGCUGGGAAAUGUCCGUGUCUGAAUGCAGAAUAUUUCCUUCGGUCAACACCAAUAGAUGUCAUGGGCGGAUACAGAGGGAGGGUGCGGGGGUGCGCACCCCCCCUUUUUAUUUUGAAAAAAAUCUUUAUUUCUGUAUAAAUUACCACCAAAGACAAUAAAUAGAUCUUAAUUGUGCACCCCCCCUUUUCAAAAAAGCUGUAUCCGCCCAUGGACGUCCACCAUCCCAUCCUACUUCAGGUGUUAUUUGGUAUGGGCAGCUAUUCAGUCCAAAAACACAUAGUUGAAAUAAAGGACAAAAGUACGCAAUAAUAGUCAAAUGUAAUAAAUAAGAAAUGAAUGUUACAAACAACAGUCAUUAUUUUCGUACAAAUAACGACUACAAAAUACAAAACAAUACCAAUGAACAACUAUAACAAUGAACAACUUGUUUUGUAUUUUGUAUUCAUUAUACGUAUGGAAAUAAUGAUGUUUAUUUAACAUUCAUUCUUUAUUCAUAAUAUAUGACUAUUAUUGUGUACUUUUGUCCUUUAUUUCAACUUUAUAUUUUUGGACCAAAUGGCUGCCUAUAAUUUGGAAGAGCUGAAGAAAGAAUAUCCGCGACAUUUGAGUGUAAUGAUUUUAGUAUCACGCUGUUUUGUUUAUCAGAUUGAUCCUCCAGGUAUUGGGAGAUGAUAUUGUCAGCUUAUUCUGUGGUGAUUAUGUUCAAGAUUAUGUUUCUUAUUGGAAUACUAGAAUAAGCAGAUAUAUCUCUCAGGUUUUCAGUUACUUUAGGCAGAAGGUGUAAACAAACUGUUGUAUUGUUCUUAUUCUUAUUAUAGACGACCGCCUCCGUGGUCUAGUGGUAGAGUCCGCUUGGAGAGUGGAUGGCACUUGUUACCCUGUGUGGCGCUCGGCAUUAAGGGGCUAAAACAAGGACUGGUCGGCUCGGAGUCAGU